CCGAAAUAUGAGCCGGACUAAUAAUCCCUCCGAUCGUGAGACAUACGAGAACAUGUACUAGGUUUGAACAACGACAACUUAUGCUCAAACCCUUCUCUAAACCGGCCUGAGCAAAGACAAUCCACCUAUUCGAUACCAUGUUAGCUUCGUAGUAUCGAUCGACAUGGAAUCUAAUCUAGAUAUGGAUGUUGAUAUUGUUCCCCUCUCUCGACCACCCCAGUUAUCAGAGGCAUUGGAUAAAUCAGACGACUGGACUGGAUUAAGUGAUGCACAACAACGAAGAAAAUUACAGAAUCGAUUGAAUCAAAGAGCUCGUCGUCGACGAAAAGACCCUGACAAACAAACACAUCUCUUCUCCAAAAUCGACGAUAUUCGUCGUGGACAUCAGAUAUCCAAUCUACCUCAAAGUAAUACUACUACUACUACUACUACUAUAAUCUCGACCAAAAAGACUCGUCCUCAUCACACCCCUAAUUCCAAACAAACAUUCAUUCUCCUUCUGGGCCAACUGGCAAUUGACCACCAACAUUUCCAAUUCCAAUCCUCCUCAUUCAAAUACCACCAACCCAAUCUACCCAUCUUCCCUCUAAGCCGCGACCACCUCAUCCCUUUAGUCCACUACAACGUCCUCCGCGCCGCCAACACAAUCCUCGUCUUACUUCGCAAUACAUCACCGAUCUUCCAACCCUGUACCAACACCGACACCAACUCUGACGAAUUCCAAUCCCAUUACUUCCGAAUCACCCCGCUCCCAAGCCCAAACCGCCUCCCCCCAUCCCUCCAUCCAACUCCAUUACAACAAAAAGUCGAACAUGCCGAAUGGAUGGACAUCUUCCCAUUAGGCGGAUUACGCGAUUCACUGAUUCGACAUGCGGGCACGUUUGAUGAAAGUGAUUUAUUGAAUGAUUUUCUAGGUGGGAUUUUAACGAAGAAUUUACCCGUGAGGCGACAAACCGGGCCCGGGCAGUCGAAGGGUAUAGAAGCAAAAGCUAGGCCGAAAGCGAAACGGUGUAGUGAAGUAUCUAUCGGUGCGUCGCGGGUCGGUGAUGAGAAUAGAGGGUUUGUGGUUUGGGGCGAUCCGUUUAAUGUGGAGGAGUGGGAGGUUUCAGAGGGGUUUAUGACGAAAUGGAGUUGGUUGUUGAGAACGGGGUGUGCGCCGCUUCUGAAGGCGACGGAUUUACAUAGGGAAAAGAGAGGGGAGGAGCCGAUGAAUUGGGAGAGAUGGGGGAUUCAGGUGUAGUGAAUGAUUGAAUGAAUGAGGGAUGUGUAUUCGUAUUGUAUUCCAUGGAAUGCCCGUGUGAAUGGAUAG
Messenger RNA from Exophiala mesophila, 1309 nucleotides. RefSeq lists its product as uncharacterized. The record is from RefSeq and is a predicted model, not a curated record. Bases 164 to 1240 code for a protein of 358 amino acids. NCBI's taxonomy places the organism in Eukaryota, Fungi, Ascomycota, Eurotiomycetes, Chaetothyriales, Herpotrichiellaceae. The transcript is spliced from 3 exons.